Molecule: messenger RNA, 1665 nt
Organism: Populus nigra (black poplar)
Lineage: Eukaryota; Viridiplantae; Streptophyta; Magnoliopsida; Malpighiales; Salicaceae
Product: putative UDP-rhamnose:rhamnosyltransferase 1
Exons: 1
Coding region: 57-1490 (477 amino acids)
Molecular function (GO): UDP-glycosyltransferase activity
Source: RefSeq, a predicted model, not a curated record
AUGGAAUACAGGAUAAGAAGCUAAAGCCACAAAAGCAUUUAGGUCAGGGAGUAUCAAUGGAUGAACCUCACGAGCUCCACAUAGCCAUGUUCCCAUGGCUUGCUUUCGGUCAUAUCAUCCCAUAUCUAGAGCUCGCCAAGCUAAUAGCUCAAAGGGGUCACAAGAUCUCCUUUAUAUCUACUCCAAGAAACAUCCAACGUUUACCAUCUAUACCUCCAAAUUUAACACCACGAAUCAAUUUAGUGAGCCUCGCUUUACCCCAUGUAGAAAAUCUCCCAAACAACGCAGAGGCCACAGCAGACUUACCUUUCGACAAAAUUCCAUACCUUAAGUUAGCCUAUGACAGACUCCAAGAUUCUUUAUUUCACUUCUUACAUUCUUCUUCUCCAGAUUGGAUCAUCUUUGAUUUCGCUCCCUACUGGUUACCUGAGAUAGCAACCAAGCUUGGGAUCUCUAGUGUUUUCUUUAGCAUUUUAAGUGCGUGGACCUUAUCCUUCUUUGGAUCAUCAUAUUCAGCCAUUCUCAACGGCGACGAUCCAAGGACCGAACCGCAACACUUCACGGUCCCUCCAAAGUGGGUCACAUUUCCCUCCAAAGUGGCAUUUCGCAUCCAUGAAGCUAAGCGGUUUUUGGAUCACACAGAAGUGAACAGUUCAGGUGUCACUGAUAUAUUUCGUUCGGGAUCCGUGCUUGCUGGCUGCGAUGUUAUAGCAGUGAGGAGCUGCUUAGAGUUAGAGGCUGAUUUCUUAAGACUCUUGGAAGACCUUCACUGUAAGCCUGUAAUCCCAGUUGGCCUACUGCCGCCAGCUACUCAGUUUAGCGAGGGCGGGUUGGACGAAAAGUGGGCUACGAUCAGUGAGUGGCUAGACAAGCAAACCCAAGGAUCUGUGGUUUACAUAGCGUUCGGAAGCGAGUUAACAAUAAAUCAAAAUGAAACAACUGAAGUGGCUCUGGGGUUAGAGUUAUCAGGGCUGCCGUUCUUUUGGGCUUUGAGGAACUGGGAUGACUCGGUCAGGUUACCAGAUGGAUUUGAGGAACGAGUAAAAGGACGUGGAGUGGUGUGGACGAGCUGGGCACCACAACUAAGGAUUAUGGCUCAUGAAUCGGUCGGUGGUUUUUUGACUCACUGCGGCUUUAGCUCAGUUGUAGAGGCACUCUCCUUUGGACUUGCUUUGAUCAUGUUACCUUUCGCUAUAGACCAAGGAUUGAUCGCAAGGGUUUUUGAAGAGAAGAAGGUUGGGAUAGAAGUGCCGAGAGAUGAGCAGGACGGGUCGUUUACGAGGAACUCGGUAGCUGAGUCACUCAGGUUGGUUAUCAUUAACAAGGAAGGAUCUGCAUAUAGAGAAAAUGCCAAGCAGCAGAUGGUGACAUUAUUUGGUGAUAAGAGUAUCAGCGAUCGAUGCAUGGACCAAUUUGUUGCCUUCUUACGAAGUCAUAGAAAACUGCCAGCAGUGAUCAACGAGGACUUGCCCACGCACUCGCAAAACUGACAUGUGCCACUUGCUAUGUGCCAUCCGGUUCUUGACUAGGUUCUAAAAUAGAGUCCGUAGGUUUAGACUCUGGAGUGCCUUUUUUUUUUUUUCAUGCAGUGUAGAGAGUAUAAACUGUUGAGUGCCACUUCCUGAAACUAAAAUUUGUUUCGAGAAAUCUAUGUGCUAUUUUAUA